Fonsecaea erecta is the source of this 393-nucleotide messenger RNA. RefSeq lists its product as hypothetical. Lineage: Eukaryota; Fungi; Ascomycota; Eurotiomycetes; Chaetothyriales; Herpotrichiellaceae. The transcript has a single exon. The record is from RefSeq and is a predicted model, not a curated record. Bases 1 to 393 code for a protein of 130 amino acids. Gene Ontology annotation, molecular function: nucleic acid binding.
AUGCAGGACAACGCUCCAAUCCAUAAGGUCAAGAAGACGAUGAAAUGGUUCCGAGAUCAGGGCAUUCCAGUCGUUGAAUGGUCACCCUACUCUCCAGACAUGAGUCCCAUCGAACAGAUCUGGUUUCAGCUCAACAGUCUUGUCUAUGAGGUCAAUCCAGACAUUGACGAUUUAUCCGGAGGCGAGGACAAGGCUAGGGAAGAGUUAGGCAAAUCUUUAAAGGAGGCCUGGGAGCGAAUACCACAGAACUUGAUGCUCCUGAUCUUAUCCCGCACUCCUGAGCGUAUGAGCAUGCCAGCAUCGUUCUCGCUACCCUCGAACGGCCCGCAAAGCGAAGAUAUCAUCCCGUCUGGUGUAAUAAUAGCCUGGUACUUCAUACCAUGGCUAUCAUAG